This is a messenger RNA of Lolium rigidum, 510 nucleotides long. RefSeq names its product SOSS complex subunit B homolog. The record is from RefSeq and is a predicted model, not a curated record. NCBI's taxonomy places the organism in Eukaryota, Viridiplantae, Streptophyta, Magnoliopsida, Poales, Poaceae. Gene Ontology annotation, biological process: mitotic cell cycle checkpoint signaling; double-strand break repair via homologous recombination; response to ionizing radiation. The transcript has a single exon. The coding region runs from base 1 to 510 and encodes 169 amino acids. Gene Ontology annotation, molecular function: DNA binding. Gene Ontology annotation, cellular component: SOSS complex.
AUGCAAGAAAACCUGUUCGUCCAUGGUGCACUUGACUUACUCUGCAUUUUGCAGGGCGACGCGCCACCUGCUGGCGGCGGCAGAAACGGGGUGCAGCUCAAGGACCUGGUCCCGGCGGCGACCAACACGGUGAACACCACGUUCAUCGUGCUCGACAAGGCGGCCCGGCCGGCCCACGCGCACGGCAGGGAGGAGACGUGCCUGUUGCUGGUGGCCGACGAGACGGCGGCGGCGCACUUCCUGCUGUGGGGCGCCGAGUGCGACGCCUUCGAGCCCGGGGACAUCGUGCGCCUCACCAGCGGCAUCUUCUCCUACCACAGGGGCAGCAGCCUCGUGCUGCGCGCCGGCAAGAGGGGGCGCGUGGAGAAGGUGGGCGAGUUCACCAUGCUCUUCGUCGAGACGCCCAACAUGAGCGAGGUGCGGUGGGGGCGCGAUCCGGGCGACCCGAGGAAGAUGGUGCAGGAGGCCGUCGUCUCGCACUACUCCCAAGUCUUCAAGCCGCCGCACUGA